AUACAAUCCUUCUCCUAUUUUAUGUCUUCGCCGAUACUUACAACCACUCCCCAGCCUCCACAGCACAAGAAGAAGAAGAGGAAGAAGAAGAAGAGAAGAAGACAGCAGCAGCAGACUGUGCUGAAUACGAAGACAAAAUAGGAUAACGGAUAGCAGACAAGGAUGGAGAAGAGGGUGCUUCUCCCUCUUCUUCUCUUCGCGCUUCCACUCGCUUGUAGUGUUGCGUUUUAGUAUAAUGAAUAGAGCAUUCCACGUCUUCUUCCGGUUGGUAGAAGAAAAAUGGCUCUUUUAUCUCCUUUCGAUCAUCUUUAUUGUCAAGAAGAGAACCUGGAGUUGGAAGAAGUAGAAGAAGGGAUGGCACCUGUGCUGCCACUUCCAGAGUACUGCGAGACCGAACGCCAUGUCCUCUUGGGGGCGGAGGCUGAGGCUGAGGCAGAGGAGGAGUGGACAGAGGUGCUCUGUUCUCUCGUGGCGAAAGAAGGGGAGGCGCUGCCCAAGCUCGUCCCUGACGGUGGCGUCGGCUCCUACCUCCGGUCAGCGAGGAAGGAGGCGGUGGAGUGGGUCGCGCGCGCCGCCGCGCGCCACGCCUUCUCCGCCCUCACGGCUCUGCUUGCCGUGAACUACUUGGACCGGUGCUUCCUCUCCUGCGGCGCGGCGGACGGCGGGCUCCUUAGGCUCCAGGACGACAAGCCGUGGAUGGGGCGGAUCGUGGCCGUGGCGUGCCUCUCGCUGGCGGCGAAGGUGGAGGAGACGCGCCUUCCUCUCCUGCUCGACCUCCAGGUGCCUUUGCCACCAGAGGCGCCAACGGAGGAGGAGGGCGGGUACGUGUUCGAGCCCAAGACGAUCAGGCGGAUGGAGCUUCUGGUGCUCUCCGUUCUGGGCUGGAGGAUGAACCCCGUCACCCCCCUGUCUUUCAUCCACCACCUCCUCCCUCAGCUCUGCUCAAAGGCCAAAAUCGCCGACGCUGACUUUGCCGCCGUCGGCAUUGCCGCACGAACCCGGGCAUUGAUGAGAAGGUGUGAAGCGGCUCUUCUAUCGGUAAUAGCCGACAGGAGAUGGGUCCAGUAUCCGUCGUCGGUCUGGGCUGCGGCGGCGCUGCUCCAGGCGACGGGGUCCGGCGAUGGAGGCACCGCAGUGGUGAAAUCUCAAGAGGCCCACCGCCUCAUUUCCCUCCUCAACACCCCAAAGCACUCUUUAGGAAAAGGUGGGGGAAUGCUCUCAGCUACUUCUGGAAUCAGUGGGCACUGCCAUUGUUGGCCACAAGCGCAAGCAUUCGUCCUCCGCUUUCUACCAUCAUUCAUUGCCACCCAGUCCCAGUGGGGUGAUCGGAUCCUGCUUCAGCUGCGAGAGCUCAUGCGAUUCAAGGCCGAUGUGGUCGUCAUCCACGUCGUCCUCACCCGAGACUCCUUCCAAGAAACCCAAUCGCUUCGCAGAUGAGGGAGCCAGAGGCGAAGGUCCCGAUUCUUAAUAUACGUUAAGGUUAUGCUUAUGGAUCUUAGAAGCAGACUGUCUUCCUUCUGCCAAUGCUCGGAGCUCCGUGGGAGCGAUUUUGGUUGGCAAUCGAACAUUGUGGAGGAGAAAACAGAGAACCAAUGCACUGCUGCUAUCGUUUCCUCCUGUUCAUCUUAUCCUCUCGGUUCUCGUCGAUGCAUUGCUCCCCUCAUUGCAUGAAAUACCAAUCGCAACAUUUACGAGCGGCCAUGUAUAUCCUUUUUUUCCCCAUAUCUACCAUGCAUUAACAAACACUGGUCGCUUGUCUGUAUGAGCCCGCCGUAUUCUCUCAGUCAUUCAACAUUCUUCGUCCCAUUCCUGACACGAAGAAAAAGGGAAGUAGAGUCAACAACUACCACAACAGCAUAUACCACUUGUCUGUGUACAUCUCCGGCCAUGCGUAUCGACACUCUUCAGCAUUCAAUGCUCGGCGUUACUCACCGAGAGUCAGCACACUGC
Messenger RNA from Musa acuminata subsp. malaccensis (wild Malaysian banana), 1950 nucleotides. NCBI's taxonomy places the organism in Eukaryota, Viridiplantae, Streptophyta, Magnoliopsida, Zingiberales, Musaceae. The record is from RefSeq and is a predicted model, not a curated record.